GCACACACCUUGCUCUUACCAGGACCCGAGCGCCACCUCCCCGCGGCCCGGCUGCACCCAGUUCUGAGCGGUACCAUGAUGUGGGGUGUAGGCAGAUCCCUGGCCUGGCUCUCAGGUGGCCCAGGCAACUUGAACGUGAGCAGCAGUGUGGACCCAGUGGAGGGGCCCACAGGCCCAGCUGCUCUGCUACCCUCUCCUAGGGCCUGGGACGUCGUGCUGUGCAUCUCAGGAACCCUGGUGUCCUGCGAGAACGCGCUGGUGGUGGCCAUCAUCGUGGGAACUCCCGCCUUCCGGGCCCCCAUGUUCUUGCUGGUGGGCAGCCUGGCGGUGGCAGACCUUCUGGCAGGCCUGGGCCUGAUUCUGCACUUUGCCGCCGUCUUCUGCAUCGGCUCGGACGAGAUGAGCCUGGUGCUCGUUGGCGUGAUGGCGCUGGCCUUUACUGCCAGCAUCGGCAGCCUGCUGGCCAUCACUGUCGACCGCUACCUUUCCCUCUACAAUGCCCUCACCUACUACUCAGAGACAACAGUGACUCGGACCUACGUGAUGCUGGCUCUGGUGUGGGGAGGUGCCCUGGGUCUGGGGCUGCUGCCCGUGCUGGCCUGGAACUGCCUGGACGAGCUGACCACGUGCGGCGUGGUGUAUCCACUCUCCAAGAACCAUCUGGUGGUCCUGGCCAUCGCCUUCUUCAUGGUGUUUGGCAUCAUGCUGCAGCUCUACGCCCAGAUCUGCCGCAUUGUCUGCCGCCAUGCCCAACAGAUUGCCCUCCAACGACACCUGCUGCCUGCCUCUCACUAUGUGGCCACCCGCAAGGGCAUCGCCACACUGGCCGUGGUGCUUGGCGCCUUUGCCGCCUGCUGGUUGCCCUUCACCGUCUACUGCCUGUUGGGUGAUAUCCACUCCCCACCUCUCUAUACCUAUCUCACCCUGCUCCCUGCCACCUACAACUCUAUGAUCAACCCCAUCAUCUAUGCCUUCCGCAACCAAGACGUGCAGAAGGUGCUGUGGGCCAUGUGCUGCUGCUGUUCCUCUUCUAAGAUCCCCUUCCGGUCCCGCUCGCCCAGCGACGUCUAGUUACAUCCCGGUGACCCUUCAGUCCUGACCACUACAGAAUUCCAGAACGUUAGGUCCUCCAGGGCUUAGUUCCAAACCUUUCAGCUCCACACCCCUUAGGCCCAGCUGGUUCUGGAGUUCUAGGACAUUGGGUGUUUCAGGAUCCCUGUAGGGACCCAGCUGGCUCCAUGGUUCUAGAAUGUUCCAGGUGGUCAGGGUUCCACUCAGAAAUGUUUCACAGCCCAGGUGGCUUGUAAUUUCAGAAUGCUGGUAAUUUUACAGUGCCAUUCCAAGUCCUAGAUCUUUCCUCUUCCUGAAACUUGACCUUGGCCAUGUCACUUUACUUUUGAAUUUCUGAGCUCCAGAGCUCAAGAGGUUAGUCAGGAAAAAUAUUUAUCUACAUAUGUCUGCACAUAUAAAGAAAAGAGAGUAUAUUAUUUAUUUAUUUAUAUAAAUUUUAUUUAUGGGUGGCAAGGAAAAAAUACCCACACCUUGAAAUCUAGGCCAUACCAGGGUAUCCCCAGCCCCUAAACCCCCAUUUCUGACCUCAGUUCCUGGAGGGGAAAAAUGGAGAAAGAGAAACCACGUAUUUUGUUAUUAUUUUUGCUUAUUUUUUAUCAGAGAGAUCAUAGAAACCAGAGCCUUCUCCCCAGGCCCGGCCUCCCAGGGUUUGCAGGGGGGAACACACCAGCCUCUGGUUUUUUAUUUUUUUAAGAAGCCAUCACCUGAGCAACCGCGAAUUCCUCUGCGCUGGGGCCCGGCUACCCUCUGGUGGCCAUUUCGGGGAACUGCAACCCGGCGAGGCAGUCGGGACUAGAAAACGCAUUCCCUACUCUUAUCUAUUCCAGCCUGGUUUCCAGCGCC
Molecule: messenger RNA, 1914 nt
Organism: Jaculus jaculus (lesser Egyptian jerboa)
Lineage: Eukaryota; Metazoa; Chordata; Mammalia; Rodentia; Dipodidae
Gene: Gpr3
Product: G protein-coupled receptor 3
Exons: 2
Coding region: 76-1071 (331 amino acids)
Biological process (GO): G protein-coupled receptor signaling pathway
Cellular component (GO): membrane
Molecular function (GO): G protein-coupled receptor activity
Source: RefSeq, a predicted model, not a curated record